AUGGGCUGGACAUUGUUCAAUGCAUCUUCCUACUCAUAUAGCGGUGAUGGUGGCCUUUACGGGGCCACCAAAAGCCCCCUUCUUCAAAAGGCGGAACACGCGCAUCGCCGAGUCCCAGGACUGAGAAACAUUCCCCUCCCAGCAAUAGGAAUUAUUGUCCUCAUUGCCUUGGUGAAUGCUGUGGUUUGGAUGGCCGCCGGCAUCGUCUUGCAUUACAACCCAUCCCUGGUAUCCACUGCAGUAUUGUCUUAUACUCUGGGACUGAGACACGCCCUUGAUGCAGAUCACAUAUCGGCUAUUGAUCUCAUGACCCGUCGUCUCCUGGCAACAGGUCAGAAGGCAGUAACCGUAGGAACAUUUUUCUCUCUUGGUCACUCAACUAUCGUUAUUAUCACGUCUAUAGUUGUAGCUGCCACGGCUGCAGCUGUAUCAUCUAAAUUUGACAAGUAUGGAACGAUCGGGAGUAUUAUUGGCAGCUCUGUUAGCUCCGCAUUCCUGAUUCUUCUUGGGAUUAUGAAUGCAUAUAUCUUAUAUAAAUUGCUUCAGCAAAUGGGCAAAUCAUUGAAGAGCCGGGCAACGGGAGAAGAAAUAUCAAAAAUAGAGGGAAGUGGUGUACUGUUCAGAAUUCUGAAAACAAUGUUUAAAUUAAUAAACAGACCAUGGAAAAUGUACCCGUUAGGUGUAUUGUUCGGGCUUGGAUUCGACACGUCCUCUGAAAUUGCUUUGCUUGGAAUCUCUUCAAUCCAGGCAGCCCGGGGAACCAGCAUUUGGGUGAUCAUGAUUUUCCCCUUUUUAUUCACAGCUGGAAUGUGUCUUAUUGACACGAUCGAUGGUGCCUUGAUGCUAUCGUUGUACAUCCAACCAGCGUCUCACUUCCUGGCCUCACCUUCCGAGUCGUCCACGGUCACCACUUCCUUGGUAGAGAACAAUACGCAGAGUCAGCCAAUAUCUCGCAGCCCUCGAGACCCCAUUGCCUUCCUGUACUAUUCGAUCGUCCUCACAUCCUUGACCGUCAUAGUCGCGAUAGUUAUCGGUAUCCUUCAGCUACUUACUCUCAUACUCAAUGCUGCAAAGCCAGAGGGGAAAUUUUGGGAUGGAGUAGAGAUAGCGGGGGAAUACUAUGAUGUUAUCGGUGGUGCUAUAUGUGGGUGCUUCCUCAUCUUCGGGGCUAUCAGUGUUGUUCUAUAUCCAUGCUGGAGGCGAAGGAUGGACAAGAGAUAUGGCAGUCAUAACGGCCAAGGAGAAGAAAUUGAUGAUAGCAACACCAAUAGGGAGCCCAGUGCGCAGCAAAGUCUAAGCACAGAUGUGCCUAAGACAGGCGCCGAGAUUAACAUAAUCAGAGAACCGUCAAGUUCUUGA
This is a messenger RNA of Ophidiomyces ophidiicola, 1359 nucleotides long. RefSeq lists its product as uncharacterized. Bases 1 to 1359 code for a protein of 452 amino acids. The transcript is spliced from 7 exons. The record is from RefSeq and is a predicted model, not a curated record. Gene Ontology annotation, biological process: nickel cation transmembrane transport. NCBI's taxonomy places the organism in Eukaryota, Fungi, Ascomycota, Eurotiomycetes, Onygenales, Onygenaceae. Gene Ontology annotation, molecular function: nickel cation transmembrane transporter activity. Gene Ontology annotation, cellular component: plasma membrane.